Ogataea parapolymorpha DL-1 is the source of this 2142-nucleotide messenger RNA. RefSeq names its product Ubiquitin ligase-binding protein BUL1. The transcript has a single exon. Gene Ontology annotation, biological process: protein polyubiquitination; protein monoubiquitination. The record is from RefSeq and is a predicted model, not a curated record. Lineage: Eukaryota; Fungi; Ascomycota; Pichiomycetes; Pichiales; Pichiaceae. The coding region runs from base 1 to 2142 and encodes 713 amino acids. Gene Ontology annotation, cellular component: ubiquitin ligase complex. Gene Ontology annotation, molecular function: ubiquitin-ubiquitin ligase activity.
AUGUCAGACUCCGAAGUCAUUCCAUACGAUGUUCUGCCAACGUUCGAGACCGACAACGAGCUACUCAACCGCACAUUGACUCAGAUAGAGCAGUUUUCGCGCGCUGAUGGACUGCCGGACUACCAUACUGCUGUCAACGAGGAUCCUCCUUUGUACAGGCCAAACAACACUAUACGGAAUCAGGAAAUCCUCCAUGUGCGCGAUAACGAGAAACUGCUGCUGAACAAUCUGGACCAGCUGGAUAGAAUCACCUCGUCAGUCAAGAUCACCAUCAGAGCCACCAAAACCUUCCCUGAGAUGGGAAAGAGCGUUGAGCGUGGUAAUCCACUAAAGGAGUUCCAUGCUGGCGAUAUCGUUACCGGCUGUGUCACGGUGCACAAUCCGACGAGUACAAGGGUUCCCUUUGAAAUGUUUUUAGUGUCGCUCGAAGGCUACGUCACCAUUCCUUCCAUAAUGACCAACAAGGUGACCAAGCGUACAUUUCUCAAGAUGUUCGAUUUCGGAGCAUGCUAUAUGGACGGGUUCUAUCCGACGGCAAAUUUUCCCACACCCACGCAGUGCACGUACGACCCGUUUGACGAGACGUAUUACGGCUUUCCCGAGUCGAAGGUGCUCGAACCAGGGAGCAAACACAAAAAAUUCUUCUACUUUAGGCUGCCCGAAACACUGCUCGAAAACUCAUGUGACCACCACAUCUAUGAGCACUUUGAGAAGCUGCCACCAUCGUUUGGGCUCGACCGCGAGAGUUUCAACGGCAGAGCCAGACAAAUCGCAAUCAAUGAGUCGCUGGGAUACGGCCGGCUGCAGGACAUCGGCUCGCCGAUUCUGCUCAACGAUCAGAGCGAAAAUGGUCAGUCGGUAUCAUAUGCCAUCACAGUGCGAAUGAUUGGCAAGUAUCAGGACAUUUACAAGAACGACCCGAUGAAAAAAUUCAUUAUGAUCAAAGACGAGCAGCAUUUUUUCAGAUUCAUCCCCGACGAGUCUCUUGACUUACCAUCUUACAAAGAUAAUCAGAACCUCGGAAGUAGAUCCACCAAGCAGCAAUUGGAGCGAGUUUCCAGAGCUGCCGAGGAGGCGAUAGAGAGGCUCACCAAAAUCAAGUUCUUGCGAUCAGCAGGAAUCGAAGACGAGCGCGAAGCCAACGAGCUCAGCUUGGCCACCGAAAAGCUCAAGAAAAUGAAUUUAAACUUAUCUGCAGAGCCAAUAAUUUCGCACACUACAGACAGGUACCAAAAUAGCACCACUUUUCCGCUCUACAAGAAAAAGCUAUUUGGAUUCCCAAAUGCCAAAUCUUCUGAAAAACCUAAUCAACUCAGGUUCGAGGCCUCGAUAAGCAAAAAUGUGCGACUUGGCUACAUUGUGCCCAGCGUGCUCUCCAAGAUCUCGUCGACAGAGAUCGAGCAGCAGCAGGCGUCAGUUCUUUCGCAGGUGCCGCUUCAAUCCCCUGUCCUGAGUCCCGUGACGUCUCCGCAUGGAGGCGAACUUGCUCCUGUCAGCUCGUUCAGCAGUCUAAGAUCGCUGAACGACGAGACACUUAAUGCGCUGGUGUCCAAAAUGGAGUCUAUCUCUUUUUCCAAUGAGGUGGAAAUCCAACUGUAUACCACCUCAUCUCACCCCCCGGAGAUUGCGUAUGUGCGUCCAGCAUUGAAGUCAUGCACAAUCUCCUCGCCAUCGCCUAUUCCUGUCACUUUUGAUCCGGACUUUCUGCUCCAGGCCGAGACCCCGGCGAAUGCUAUAAUAGGUGUGAAGGACGAAUUUUCAAAUUAUCUUUCAGAACUCAAAUCGCUCGCUAGACAGACCGGCCGCGGCAUAGAAAAGCAACUGUGCCACGAUCUGAUCUCUCUCUCAAAUAUCGGCCUGGCGCAAAAAACUCUGCCAGUCUUUGAAGAGAUUAUUUUACGGAGCCAGCCUAAAUGGGUGAAAACCAGUGAGGGCUGCUCAACCAAGUUCAAAAUCAAACUCAAGUGGGAUUACGCUACUAUACGAAAGCUGACUCUGUUGCCUAGCUUCAGCAUAUGCUACUUCACUAAACUGUACUACCUGACGUUAAAGCUGGGCUUCAAAAAACACUCAACCAACAACGCAGUAUUGAACGUGCCCAUCGAGGUGGCCAAGAUUAGUUUUGGGAAAAAUUUGCAAUGA